Messenger RNA from Monomorium pharaonis (pharaoh ant), 3879 nucleotides. Its product is annotated as beta-1,4-glucuronyltransferase 1. Bases 286 to 1752 code for a protein of 488 amino acids. The transcript has 4 exons. The record is from RefSeq and is a predicted model, not a curated record. Gene Ontology annotation, molecular function: glucuronosyltransferase activity. Lineage: Eukaryota; Metazoa; Arthropoda; Insecta; Hymenoptera; Formicidae.
GAGAGAGAGAGAGAGAGAGAGAGAGAGAGAGCCGUCUCCGAUAACUCGCGAGGUCCGGGGUUCCGUAAAUAAACGCACGAGAGAGUGCUUUCCUUUUUUUUCCCUCGGAUUUCCCUCUGACGUGUCGUGCGCGACGGGGAAGACACGCGGGCGUGGCCGCGCGAGGGUGCGUGCGUGCGGUCUGAUCGGGCGAGCGAGCGGUCAGCUCGCGUCAGCGCGCGACGUGUGCGCGUCGUCCCCCAUUGUACGGACGUACUACUAGGUCGAUGGUACUAUCGACGGCGGAUGUACGAAUGUGAGCGUCAACCAGGUUCGGCCGUCUUCGCCAUCAGGCUGCCGUCACCGAGAGGGGAAGGAGUUUGUCUCGCGUGCCAGCACACAUCAAUGGUUCAGCUGGGAUGCCGACCAUGGAAUCUCAGUCUGACGAGCGUGAUCAUCUUAGCGCUGUCGAAUAUGCUGCUGACGUUCCUACUGUUGCAAUCAGAGACUUGCACGCCGGAAGCGAUUCCGCGAGAAGUGGAGGUGAGCGCUGUCACCGAAUGGAAUCUCGGCACCCUCGUCAAGCACGAGCAACAGUCGGAAUGCAUCACUCAGGAUUACCAGCCCACGUCACCUGACUCUAACAGUCUCAAGCUGGACAUUAAACUCGGCAGAUGGGAUGCCCGGCGGAUAUUCCGGACCUUUGACUCAGUGUUGGUCGGCAGUAGGUUUAUGGAGCUUUCGCAAACAUAUCGAGUGUGCCUGGCCACCCAGAGCUCCGUGGAAAAGCUACACUCGCUGGUGCAAGUUGCCUUGCACUGGACCGGACCGAUGUCCGUCGCGCUUUAUGCCGCCGGUGACGAGGAGUUCGAGGUGCUGCAGCGUUACCUGGUGUACCUGAGGCGAUGCUACGAAUCCAUCAGAGAGCGGGUGAUCUUCUCCCUGGCCGUACCGAAAAUGCGCACGCCCAAGAAGCAGCCGCGCGUCUUCGAUCUGCCGGAUUUCGUCGACUGUGCCAAACCGGAAGCCACCCUCAACGAGCUCAUGACCCGCGUGCCGAGCGAGCAGACCAAUUGGCGGAUACGAAACGUCUAUCCGCAGAACCACAUGCGAAACUUAGCGCGCAAAAACUGCCAGACGGACUAUGUGUUUUUAACGGACGUAGACAUUGUUCCGAGCUUCAAUCUAACGGUUGUGCUCGACGAGUUCCUUAGGAACGAUAACUGUGAUAAGUGCGCCUAUGUAAUACCCACAUACGAGUUGGACACGCGCGUGAGGUUUCCCCAAAAUAAGACAGAGUUAAUCAGGCUCGCCAAGAAAGGCUUGGCCAGGCCCUUCCAUCAGAAAGUCUUCAUACAUAAUCAGUUUGCCACAAAUUUCACAAGGUGGCUGCAGGACGUGUCACCAAACCAUAUACAUUAUGAAAACGUAAAGACAGGUAAGGUCUACAUUAGUCACGACGUGACGAAUUUCGAAUUCCUUUACGAGCCGUUUUACGUGGCGAAGGAUAUCGUGCCGCCCCACGACGAAAGGUUUAUGGGAUACGGAUAUACGAGAAAUACCCAGGUUUACGAGAUGUACGUGACGGGUUAUCAGUUCAAGGUGCUAUCGCCGGUAUUUACGGGCCACUGGGGACUGCAGACCAGGAAGACCAGGCCCGCUUGGCGUGAACGUCAAAACAGUGCCAACAGGAAACAAUUCGAGACGUUCAAGAAGGAAGUGUUCGCACGUUACAUGCGGGACCCGUUGAAAAUGAUGAAGAACGCCAACUGACGAAAGGCCCGUCGAGGGUUUCAAUUGACUUGAGACUCCUCCUCCAUCGUCCUUUACGUUCGUCCUUACACUCAACAUCGAGGAAACUCUAAAGUAGAAUUAGGCCUCUGGCUGCUGUCAGUGCUCACCGCGUAAUGUAGUUAAUGAUAGAUUCGAGGUGUUUCACGUGAUUGAACAAGUCAACGAAGAAUUUCGCCCGUCUAACGUUCUUCUCCCUUAGCUUCUACUAUUACUUCACACAGAGAAAACUGUGAUGUCAACGAUCAAAUUAUCCUUUCAAAAGGUAACGAGCGACUAUUUACGAUCAUUUAAAAAAAUUAGACCACAUUUUAUUGGGAAUAAAAGAUUUUAUAAUUUUCUCUGUCAACUUCAUUUUAUUUUUUAAUAUAAAUUUGACAUAUGAAAUCGAUUUUUUCAUCCACUGAUACACUCGUGUUAAAGAAAAAAAAAAAAAGAGUAUUACUUGUACACUCGAACAUUCUAAACGCAGAAACAGAAAUAAAUCUUUGACAAAGGGAUAGUCGAUCUUCGCGGAGUAGGAACAACGGUGAAACCAUUAUUAAGCGCAACGAUGGAGUGCUCCAGUAUGCUCGAGAGAACAGAUGCCAGAUCGGGUAACCGCGAUCGGUGGAUUCGCGCCACUUAUCGAACCUUCCGGUUCAGCGAGUCCGCUAGGCGGAAUCAACCCCGCGAAGGCUCUUGUUACUUCCACUCACGAUUUCCCAAAGUCAUCAGAGACCCGCCACGCGGGAUCGCGGAAUAAAUAUCUCGUCGUGAGUUUCGCGGCACGUACUCGCGCACGACGAGCGGGAAAACGAGGGCAGGGGAUCUUAAGUGAACGUACCUCGUUAGCUGUCUGGGGCUUAAGAGGGUGGCGUUUAAAUCCAAAAUCGAUACUUCGCUUGACGCUACUGCCGUAGCCCCGUAACGUAAAAUAAACAAAUGGCAUAAACUGUGUCGCCGUGGCGCGUAUCGUUUCGGAUUUAUAUCGAAAGAAGGAGACGCAAAUGCUAUUUAUGCGAAUGUUAUUAAGAUAUCUCGAGUCGCAGUCCAUCUUCAAUCGACGGAUUCCCCGACUAAUAUCCAAGCUUCUUUGUCUAAAAAAAGUGGCACAAUAAUUUAUUUAUAAGAAUUUUAUAAUUUAGGAAACUUUACGAAUUAAAUAAUAAAUUAAAUUAGAAUAAAGAUAGACAAUAAAAAAUUAUAGGACAUAUACUUUGGCUGUAAUUUUAAUUUAAAAUGCGAUUAGAUUAAAUAUACUUUCACGUUGUAUUUACUUUCAAUAAUUUAUAGACAACGGGAAAUACAAGGAAUUUAAGAUUACUGUUGUGUAAUCGAGUGUACACAGGUAGGAAAUAUGAGUGAAAUGGAAAGUAAUAAUUUUGCAUCAUCGAAAUAUCGCGCUCUACUAGUUGAAGGAUCGGCGAGAUAUUCCGUGUCCCGAGGCGUAACGCGCGCGUUCCACUUUGCAAUAUAAUCAAGCCGCUUCGCAGGAUGCGCGCUAAGUCUUUACAUUAAUAUCGACAUUUGCUUUACGUUAUGAACUCACAGAAUUAAUAAUGUUAGACGAGAUGUCAUGAGAUUUGUAGACACACGUAUGCGCGAAAGUGGUCCACAUUUGCUCGCGCGUCGUGUAAGCUCAACAGCGACAACGAUUGCUCAAUAAAUAUCAUUAUCGACAACGUUCUAUCCGAUUGAUCCAUAAGAUAACAUGCUCUCAUACUCUCUUUUAACUGACACGGUAUGUCUUCUCAGAGUUUUACUAGUUCUUUUGUUGUAAUGACGACGAAGUGCUGCUGAACAAAAUUUUAUUUCUUUGUUCAUGCUUCAUAGAGUUUGCAACAAAAGAUGCACAAUAAGAAAUAUAUUUAUUUCUUAAUUUAUAUUAGUAUAAAUAAAGUGUAUAUAUGUAUAUAUAUAUAUAUAAAUUUUUUAAAAUUUAAUCUAACUUUCAAAACAAUGCGAUAAAACUGCCGAUGUCAGUUAGAAGUUGAAACGUCAACGUUUAAUUUAAGGCACAGAGUCAUCUUUAUAUUGUAAUGUUUUUACUGAUAGAUGUAUAAAAUAUAGUGUAUAGAUGGUGUGUUUGUGAAAUAAUAAAAUGUAAUAAAGAGAAUUAUGAAACUA